CAAAAACACGGGCGGCCUGUCGCCGCCGGGCCCCAGGAUUUUCUUGGACUCUUGCAGAAACUGCGCGGGGCGGCGGAAUUGAAUUUUACCUUCUAAGAAUAAAAGGUAAUGGAGACUGAACAACAGGAGGAAACCUUUACCAACACAGAGACAAAUGACCUGUCUACAGGCAAACGUCCUGCAGAAGAUAUGGAAGAAGAGCAGGCCUUCAAAAGGUCUCGGAAUACAGAUGAAAUGGUUGAAUUGCGCAUUUUGCUUCAAAGCAAAAAUGCUGGAGCAGUGAUUGGAAAAGGUGGCAAAAAUAUUAAGGCACUUCGUACAGAUUACAAUGCCAGUGUUUCAGUCCCAGACAGCAGUGGCCCUGAGCGUAUCUUGAGUAUAAGUGCAGAUACAGAGACAAUUGGAGAAAUCUUGAAGAAGAUUAUCCCUACUUUGGAAGAGUACCAGCACUACAAAGGUAGUGACUUUGACUGUGAAUUAAGACUUCUAAUUCACCAAAGUCUAGCAGGAGGAAUUAUUGGUGUCAAGGGUGCUAAAAUCAAAGAACUCAGAGAGAAUACUCAAACCACCAUUAAGCUCUUUCAAGAAUGUUGUCCUCAUUCCACUGAUAGAGUGGUGCUUAUUGGUGGAAAACCUGACAGAGUUGUGGAAUGUAUCAAGAUUAUCUUGGAUCUUAUCUCUGAGUCUCCAAUUAAAGGACGGGCCCAGCCUUAUGAUCCAAAUUUCUAUGAUGAAACAUAUGACUAUGGUGGCUUCACAAUGAUGUUUGAUGAUAGAAGGGGACGUCCAGUAGGCUUUCCCAUGCGUGGAAGAGGAGGCUUUGAUCGAAUGCCUCCUGGUCGUGGGGGACGACCUAUGCCUCCAUCAAGAAGAGAUUAUGAUGAUAUGAGCCCUCGCAGAGGACCUCCACCACCUCCGCCAGGCCGUGGUGGCAGAGGUGGCAGCAGAGCUCGUAAUCUUCCUCUUCCUCCUCCACCACCUCCUCGUGGCGGAGAUCUUAUGUCUUAUGACCGAAGAGGUAGACCUGGAGACCGUUACGAUGGAAUGAUGAUGCAGUGUCAUGUAGAUGCCUGUGAUGACAUGCAGCCACCAGAGUUGUUUGAAGGUGGCUCUGGAUAUGACUAUUCUUACACAGGGGGCCGUGGUUCAUAUGGAGAUCUUGGUGGACCCAUCAUCACAACGCAAGUAACAAUUCCCAAAGAUUUGGCAGGUUCUAUUAUUGGAAAGGGAGGCCAGAGAAUCAAACAAAUACGUCAUGAGUCAGGAGCUUCAAUCAAAAUCGAUGAACCACUAGAAGGCUCAGAAGAUCGAAUAAUAACUAUUACAGGAACGCAGGACCAGAUACAAAAUGCUCAAUAUUUACUGCAGAACAGUGUGAAGCAGUAUUCUGGAAAGUUUUUCUAAGACUAGUGAAGAACUGAAGGAGUCCUGCACCUUUUUUUUUUUUUUUUUAAUAUCUGCUUCUGUUUAAAUAGCCAACAUUCCUCUGCUUCAUAGGUGUUCUGCAUUUGAGGUGUAGUGGAAUCUGCUUUUCGCCAGAUGUAAUGUUUUAGUUCAUUACAAAUAUUUGGGGUAGGAAAAGGUUGCACAAGACUAACACUGAAAUUUUGAAACAGCAGCAGAGUGGAUUUUAUUUUUGUUCAGUGGUAGUAAAUUGUAAUGUGUUUUUAUUUUUCCUGUAGCUAUUGUGAACACCCUGCUUUAUGUACACUGUAAUUUUUUAAAUUUUUUUUGAAGGGGGGAAAGGACUGGUUUGUUCACAUGUCCCUGGCAUCCUUUGAGGGCAGUGUGCAGAAUGUAAUGUUCUUUUUUAAGAUGUAUUUUACAAUUUUUAAAUAAAUUUAGUGAACCUAUUAUUGGUGGACGUUUUUUAAUAUAUGUAAGGUAAUAUCUAAAAUGAAUACACCCUUCCCCCCACCCCCCAGAAAAUGCGUAAAUGAAAGUUGCUGUUAAGCUUACUCUUCUGCUUCUUUGAUAUAGAUGGAGUUACAUGUUUUUGGCAAAUUAAAGAAACAGUGUGAAAAUUGGCUUGGCUUUGCUAAUUGGGGAAAAAAAGUAAAAAAAUAUUAAUGCUUACGUUGUGUGAAAUUUGACCUUUUUUCAUAUUUUUGGCCCUCUGCAUUGUAUAUAUAUCUAUAUAUAGGUGACAAAAAAUAUUUUAAAACUGUGAUGCCACUGAGUUAAGUGGGUUAAAUACACCUGGUUCUACACAGAUUGCUUAAUGCAAAUAUAGGUAAAAUAGCAGUUGAUGAAAUUAAUGAAUUGGUACUUUUCAGAGCUCAUUUUUGUCAGAUAGAAACUUUUAUGAAUUGACAAAUUGGCAGUAUCUAACUUGAUUUUCAUUGUAUACAGACUCAAUUUCUUUGGUUUCCCUGUUUCUUGAGUUCCAUAGGAAAUAUUUGUGAGAAAUUAAAAAAUAAUAAAGUACUCCUGGAUAUUUCAUGUAAUACCUUGGCAUUUGUAUUUAUAAUUUACAAGUUUUAUUUUCGCUUCCUAAAUAAAAGCAAAAACAAGAGAUUCGAGAA
This is a messenger RNA of Agelaius phoeniceus (red-winged blackbird), 2525 nucleotides long. NCBI's taxonomy places the organism in Eukaryota, Metazoa, Chordata, Aves, Passeriformes, Icteridae. The record is from RefSeq and is a predicted model, not a curated record.